Molecule: messenger RNA, 2351 nt
Organism: Trichobilharzia regenti
Lineage: Eukaryota; Metazoa; Platyhelminthes; Trematoda; Strigeidida; Schistosomatidae
Source: the annotation of a GenBank genome assembly
GCCGCUUGAAGCCUCCUAUCCUGAACUAAAAAUGUGACUUUGAAUUGGAAGGUUUUUGAAAGUUGUCUUUACCCUGCUUGUAUGUACAAGGUCACUUGGUGGCCCAGUGUAUUUUUACCGGUAUCCGUAUUAGUCGUUGGGUAUUUUGUUCAUCAAUUCAUCUUUUCCAUGUGCAUUAGACGCUAAUAAUAUGUAUCGAUUUGUAUGGCGCAAUAUCCUACCUAAGCUUACAACGGCUUUUAGAUUUUGCUUCAAGAGUCGUGCUAAUAAACUCUGAACUGGAGCUUUACUUAUGUUCAUGGAAACUUCAAAGAACCUAAGAACACCAGAUGUUCAAAGAGCAUCAAAGAUAUUACGUCAGGUUGAAUUCUAUCUAAGUGAAGGCAACCUAAAUCGGGAUAGCUUCUUUAGGCAAGAAAUGGAUAAACGAGAAGACAGUGGUAUACCAAUCGCCUUACUUUUAAAAUGUAAUCGUAUGAUUGCAAUGAAUGUUACUGAGGAUAUGCUUAGAAAAGUUGUGAAAUCCUCUAAAAUCUUAAAAGUUUCCAAUGAUGGUACAGCCAUUGUCCGAGUGUUACCGUUAACCGAAUUGGGACCUCGUGAAAAGAGAACGAUCUUGGUUACUGAACUGCCACGUUCACCUGUUGGAAUAAGUAUGCACGGUGAUGAGGAUAACAGUUCACAGAAAAAUAUGGAAUCAGACGAUGUAAACAAUGCAAGCAAUUUAAGCUGGGAGUUUAGUGACUGGAUUCGGAAUACUUUUGAAGAAUUCGGUGAAGUUCUUUAUGUCAAUCUACCUCGCUAUCAUAAAUCUGAUUCAUUUCGUGGAUUUGCAUUUGUUGAGUUUAAAACAUCUAAAUCUGCCAGGAAAGCUGUGAAACACAUAAAUUCUACAAUUGAAAAUGAACAAUGGCUUGUAAAGCCAACAGAAGCGCCGGAAUCAUCUGAAUGUCCUGCAUCAGCAUGGAAACCACGACUUGCAGCUAAAGCUUCCUUUUCAUUUGAACAAAUGCUUGCUAGACGAUAUGUUUGGCGUUGUUGUUCCCGAAAGAAUAAACAGCUGAUAGCAGCUUUCAAACAUUUACGGCAAGCUGGAUACACAGCUGUUAAUCCAUGCGAUAAAGAAUAUUAUUCCAUUAUACUCGGAGAUAGUUCUACAGAAUCUAUAUUAAAUUAUGUCAGAGAUGCUAGUCAUUGUGAACCGUGUCGAACGAAACUACGCGUUUUUCGUUAUUCUGAUUGGAUAUUUUGGAAAGAGAAAUUCUACUUAUGGCAACAAGCUUGGAUUGCACGAAUGCGUCGUAAGACAAGUGAAUUAUUCCUGGAAAGUGAUAAUAUGAAUCAUGAUCAUGAUGCAAGUAUGGAAGAGAACGGAGUAUCUUGUGAUGCAGCAGUAGUAGAUGCUGAAAUAUCCGAAUCUUCACUUCAGACCCAGCAGACCCAAACAUCACCUAAGCCUAAAUCACUUCCAAAAGAUUAUGUCCUCAAGUCGGUUGUACAGAUUUACUGGCCAUCAAAUUUAGUUUCAACUGGGGGGCAUAAAACACAGCAGACUAUCAAUGAUAACUUUCUUUGUGAUGAUUCAUUAUUAGCCCCGAAACGUUUAUCUUUCGCUCGAUGUUUACGUGUUAGCCUCGAAAAGAAUCUUCUUGUCCCAAAUGAUCUUUUACGCUUUGUUGCUCAUGUUGAUCCAAAUCCUGAUCAAAGUUUACUAGAUAGUGUCAACCAGUUUGGUUCUUGUAUCUGUAUCAAUCCUAAUGUAAAUGCCUCAUCAUCAUCAUCUCCACCGUCAGAUGAUGAAUUAUAUCCUCUGUUUAUUCGUAUGAAAAGUGCUGAAGCUGCAGAGAAAUUACUUCAAUGUCUUCGCUCUUCUUCUUCUUCACAACUUCACGGAGUGAUGACGCGUAUUCUAGAAGGUCGCAGUGAACAAGCUUAUUGUGAAAGUAUUGUCAAAUCGAAAGUUACCGCCGCUGAACGACAUCGAAUUUCACAGGCGAAAAAACGUCAAAAACAAAAGUCACAAAAUAAGUCGCUGCCUCCGGCGCCGGCGCCGCCACCGCCGCCUACAGUGUCUUCUACAUUUUGCACACCUCUGAUUAAAAAUGAUUCGAAGCAUAUUAGAUUUGAUGAAUAAAAAAAACUAUGUGGUAAAAGCUGCUUUUCUUUUGUAAAUAUUUUUGCAUUUUUUUUGUCUUCAAGAAACUGCCUUACAGAAUUGUAUCUAUUUUCUAUUAAUAAGUGAAACUAAGAAUUAUAUAUUGAUUUAUUGAAAAACCAAAUAAAUGACAAUGUUUAAUUCGAUUAUAGAUUUCCCCGUCGAUUGAUUGGACCGAAGUGCUUGGUCUCAGGUU